Pomacea canaliculata is the source of this 5203-nucleotide messenger RNA. Its product is annotated as DNA excision repair protein ERCC-6-like 2. Gene Ontology annotation, molecular function: ATP-dependent chromatin remodeler activity; ATP binding. The record is from RefSeq and is a predicted model, not a curated record. Lineage: Eukaryota; Metazoa; Mollusca; Gastropoda; Architaenioglossa; Ampullariidae.
CCUGGCCUUUCUCUGCCAGUCCAAGACAGAUGAAGCGAAAGUUUGCGCGAAAUCUUACCUUAAAGCUCCCUUUUCUGGGGCAGGAUUACAGAAAUUUCAAACACAUUUCAUUCUGCUCAAAGUGGUUAAGUAAUUAAUGAUUUUUUCCCGGUUAAAGAAUUUGCAUAAGCCACGACUUAUUUAGCUGGCGAGAGAAGGCUGUUGUGCAACUACGUUGGGUCAAAGGUAAAGAUAUGAGAUUGUGGUAUGACCCAUAAGAAUGUUGGACCUCAGUGAUGACAGUCAAGAACUGAUCCCUGAUGAUGAUGAAGGGAGGAGUAAUCAUCAGAGUAUCAAAGUGUAUGGAGCAUUGGUGAACAUUGCCGAGCUGAGUGGUCAGGCAAUGGCAAAUACUAUGAUGGAGUCAUAAGAAAGUUUCGGCGUCUGGAAGCAGGCAAAGUCUUAGCUCUUGUUAAAUUCUUGAGCUAUGACUCAGAUGAUAGCGAAGAGGUUGACAUUCAAACUUUGCAAAAGGUUAAAUAUGCAGGGUCCAAGAGCAAAGAAGGUCUCAAGGCAGACCAGGGGCAGAGUAGCCAGUGUGAAGCAAAGAGAGGUUUGUUUUUCCCCUGAGAGGUGAUGAGAAUCAAAUGUGGUUGCAGGAGAAGUAUGGUCAUGAGGUUGAUUCUGACAAUGAGGCAAGCCAGCCAUCUUGCAGCACCAUGGCACAGGCAUCAGACUGGAUAAAUAGCAGUCCAGAUAAGCCACAGACCGUCUGUAAAAGGAAGCAAAAAAAAACUGCUUUCGGUGGAUCACCCAAGAAAAAGUGUCUCCGAAGAAAUAAAACUGAAUAUUUCAGCAAAAUUACACAGAGAAAGCAUGUUGAUGCCUGCCAAGACCACACCAGUAUGGUUCACAAAGGAGGCCAGAGUUCAAAAUCAUUAAUUGAGUCACCAAAGUGCCAAAUUAAAGAUCACACAACUCCAGACUCCCAUUUGGAAGAUCCAGCUGUUGUGAAGAACUUAAGAGGGUUUGAUGAGCAUGACAUGGAGAAACCCAAAUUCAGUUUCCCUGCACCUGGUCCUAAAGUACCUUUCAACUUGAGUGAUCAUGAUGACAAGAUUAAGAUUCCAGCAUGUCUCAACCAGUACCUGCGGGACUACCAGCGGGAGGGAGUACGCUUCCUUUUCUCUCAUUUUCAACAUGGCCAAGGUGCUGUUCUGGGAGAUGACAUGGGGCUUGGCAAAACUGUCCAGGUCAUUGGAUUUUUGUCAGCACUGCUAGGCAAAGAAGGAAACAAAGCAGAUAUAAUGCGCCAAAAGCCACACUUCAUCCGCAAGAUGUCAGACACCAAGGAGCCGGAGGGUGGCGUGCAUCGUCAUCCAUUCUUGAUAAUCUCACCAGGCAGUGUACUGUAUAACUGGAUGGAAGAGCUGGACACAUGGGGAUACUUUACAGUCAGGAAGUACCAUGGCAGUGAUAAGGCCACAUGUUUAGCUGACAUAUCCCAGGGCAAAGCAGAGGUGGUAGUCACAACCUUUGAAACUUUCAGAGACAAUUUUGACAGUCUGAAUGCAGUAACCUGGGAGGCUGUCAUUGUAGAUGAAGUACACAAAAUCAAAUGUCUGAAAGCACAGAGUACUCGAGCUUUGAAAGAUCUGAAGUGUCUUCGUAGAUAUGGACUGACUGGUACACCCCUUCAAAACAGCUUGCUGGAGCUGUGGUGUAUCUUAGACUGGGUGCAGCCAGGAGUACUGGGUAGCAAAGAGGUCUUUGAAAACAGUGUGGUGAAGAUGAUAGAGCGUGGUCAGAAAAUGAAUGCUACCAAACAAGAACUUGCUAAAGCCAGAAAAAAGAAAGAGGAGUUUGCGCAAGUGCGUUGCAAGAUGUUACUACGCAGAACCAAGCGAAUUAUUGCAGACCAGCUGCCAAGAAAAACGGACCGGGUGGUGUUCUGUCAGCUGAUGCCUCUACAAGUGGAUGUUUACCGUGCUAUCUUGUCACACCCUGAAAUGAGAUUUGUCUUGCACAUGGAUGAAGCCUGCACUUGUGGUAGUGGGUUGAUGCAGCGCAGUUGUUGCAGAAAGAAAAUAAGAGGAGAGGCUGGUGAAGAGAGCGUGCAGUCACUGAUGUUGUCAUUCAUGCAUGUUCUGCUGAAGGCAGCCAAUCAUGCGGCCCUUCUCAUUCCUCACAAAAGAGCUGGGUCACAGCAGGCUCAGAGGCUGGAGAAGAUGUGCAAGAUUGCUUUCCAAGACCACCCAGAGUUCAUCAGUCAGACCCAUGAGGCAUCAUUCAGAACUCUGUCGGACCCUAAAUACUGUGGCAAAAUGAAGGUCUUGCAGGGGAUGUUGUCAGUGUUCAUGAAGUCCCACAGCAAAGUUCUUAUUUUCUCCUACUCUACUCGGCUUCUGGAUAUUCUAGAACAGUACAUAAUAAGUAAAGGUCAUGAGUCGCGCAUUGAUGGAACUAUCACAGGCAUGCGACGUCAGCAAAUUGUGCGCGAGUUUAACAAAGAUUCCAACAUUGCCCUCUGCCUUGUGUCCACAAAGGCUGGUGGUCUAGGUCUGAAUCUUACAGGAGCUAACAAAGUCGUGAUUUUUGACCCCAACUGGAAUCCAAGUCAUGACUUACAAGCCCAAGACAGGGCAUACAGAAUUGGGCAAAGGCGAGAUGUGGAGGUGUACCGUCUGAUCUCUGCUGGUACUAUAGAGGAGAACAUCUAUCUGCGUCAGGUGUAUAAACAGCAACUAGACAGUGUUGCGGUAGGAACUGAAAAUGCUCGCCGCUACUUCCUGGGUAUCCAGGGAGACCAGCAAAACAGAGGCGAGCUCUUUGGCAUUAAAAACAUGUUUGCUCUACGAACUGGUGAUUUAUGUCUCACCCACGACAUCCUUCAUAGAAAUGCCAGAGUAGAGGCAAGCAUAGCUGGCCAUAAAGUGGCUGACUAUAUACCAUCCUGGCGUGAAGAAAAGGCAGUGAGGGGAGAAGACUCUGAUCAAGACUACUCAGAAGAAACUGGUGAAGUUGAGAGUAACUCGGUCACUGGCGAAUCAGUCAACGUUUUGAAAGAAAUGUUUGAUUUGGGUUCUGAUACAGAGGAUGAUAUGCCCAUUGCUUCCCCAUACAAGGGCCUACAGCCAGUGUCAGAGCCACCCAAUUGCUGUUCCAAAGGAAAGAAAGCUGUCUCAACCUGUCAUAAGUCCAGUAAACAUAAGGCAGGACAGUCUGAUGGGGGAAGGAGAGCUUUCUUCAAACAAAAAAAUAAACCCUGUAGCAUGGACGUCUCAGAGACAAAAACAUCUAACAACUGUCAGACAAGUGUUGGUUUUAAUUCUCUCCAGGAGGAGGUUGUGAGUCCCUUGGAAAAAACACAGCAGAAGGAUGUUACUGUGAGAGAUGAUUACAAGAUGACCAAUCCAGACUUGCAGGAUGGGAAAGGAAGAAUGUCCGGAACUGAGGAUCAGCUGACCACACCUUCCUUCUCCUCCAUGUCCUCAGUCUUUGAGAACUGCAAUGUGGUCCACGUGCAUGACAACCCACAUAUAGUUGGUUCCAGCCAUGUCGAAGACCACAUGUCUCGAUGCGCCAUGCAAGAUGUUUUCGAGCUGCAUAUCAACAAACAGGCACCAGCAUUGUUCUGUGCCCCACUUCCACAGCAGCAGAGUUUAGAAAACAUGGAGGACCAGACACAGCAGUCCAAGAAAAGGCUAUUGCAAAGGAAAAGAGGAAAUUGGCACACAGGAAGGAGAACUCCAGCAAGGGACCUCAACUCACCCAGAACUCUAAGUUUUGGGAGUUUUCAUAUUCUGAUUGGCCAGACACCACCUGCAUGGAGACGAAGGCACUGGGCACAACUACGAGACAUGCUGAAUGUCACCAGUGACGUAACUUUAGCAGAGCAGAUGCUGUCAGCUUCUCCCCAGGACCGCACGAGCAUGCUGCAAAACUUGCUGUUCAAGCAGCAUGGAGAUGCUUUGAGCCCGGUGCUGAAGGACAUAUUCCCCAAUGCCUCAGAGCCUCCUGUAACUGAUGCUUGCACCAAACCAGUGGGUCAGCAGAAGGCCAAUGAGACAGGACAGAAGAAAGGUCAAGCAAGCCAUUUGAUUACAUCAAAAAAAAGACACUUAAAGAAGCUUGUGGCUGGAGAACAACAUCGUGAAGAUGCAGAAUCCUCACAGUCUCCAAAGAAGCAAGCUGCUCCAGCCAUCAGCAACCCUGAACUGCAGUUAGGUACCACAGUCAUGCCUGUGAGUAUAGCACAGUCAUGCCAGUUGGGUACCACAUUGAUGCCUGUAAGUGUCAGGGCUUCAGACAACAAGGUUACAUCAAGCAUGCCCUGGAAAAAACACAAAUGUCAAAGCAGAAAGAAGACGUUGGCUAAAACACAAGCAAAGGUGGCUGCAGGUGAGAAAGUGAUGGAAGAGAGUAUGUCAUUUUCUUUAGGAAAAGAAGACAUUGAGAGACUUCUCAGUGAAAUGGGUGUGAAAUCUAGCAGCUGCAAAGACUCGGGACAUACUGGCAUAAAGCCAAGAAUUUCCUGUGAUAAACAUGAUCAUAUAACUAUCAGUGUGGACAGAAAAAACCAGAUGAAAAGUUUGGCUAUGACAGCCAGAAAGUGCAAGGCAUCAUCUUUGCUGGACGACAUUUUCUGUGAUUCUGAUAUGGAAACCAAGAACAUUAGAAAGCCCCCGCCUUCAAAGGUGGCUCAUGCAAAUGACAGGAGAAAGCCUGCAGGUAGAGUGGACAGUGACUGUUCAUUCACACAACACAACAAAGCUGUGGACACUGCUGGGGUAACAAGCAGCUCAGGUGACAUCGUCUUUGAUCUUCUGAACAACAGCACACUCUGUAAUGACAUAGACUGUUCUGGAAAAACAUAUUUGUGUAAAAAGAAAACAACAAUGAGAAAGUAUCCUCUAAUGAAUGCAGAAAAAUUAUUGCAAGAAACUAGAGAUGACGUCCAGGCCCUUCUUGAUUCAGGGAAACUGGUGAAACAAAUAAACAAGAAAACAAUUGACAACCAAAAGGAUAAUAGUGCGCAAGAAGAGGAAAGAAAGGUAACCAAUGGAAAUGCUGCAUCCCACAGUCUCUUUUCCUGAUGAUAGAUCACAUUCAUGUUGCUUUUUUUACUGUGGUUUGAGAGAAUUAUUUAGUGAUGGUGAUUUUGUUCUACACCUGUGACAAUUUUCAUUUAAUUGCAUUCCUAAUAAAACAGCAUUAUCAAUCA